This is a messenger RNA of Moesziomyces antarcticus, 285 nucleotides long. Its product is annotated as transcription initiation protein spt4. The transcript has 3 exons. NCBI's taxonomy places the organism in Eukaryota, Fungi, Basidiomycota, Ustilaginomycetes, Ustilaginales, Ustilaginaceae. Gene Ontology annotation, cellular component: nucleus; DSIF complex. The record is from RefSeq and is a predicted model, not a curated record. Gene Ontology annotation, molecular function: zinc ion binding; RNA polymerase II complex binding. Bases 1 to 285 code for a protein of 94 amino acids. Gene Ontology annotation, biological process: mRNA processing; regulation of transcription elongation by RNA polymerase II; positive regulation of DNA-templated transcription, elongation.
AUGGCCACACGAAAGGAGAAGCUGCGAGCGUGUCUGCGCUGCCAGUUCGUCCAGUCGCCGCGCGAUUUCCAUCUCAAGGGAUGCCCCAACUGCGAACCGGUGCUCGAGAUGCAGGGCAGUCAGGACCGAGUGGCCGAAUGCACCACGUCCAACUUUGACGGCAUGAUCUCCAUGCUGCGACCCGACGAGAGCUGGGUGGCCAAGUGGCAGCGAAUCGAGAAACGGCUGCCGGGGCUGUACGCGGUCAAGGUGGUGGGACGGCUUCCCGAAGGACUCGAAUCGUAG